CACCAGCUCAUUUUCAAUAUGGCCGGAGGUGGAAGACGGCCAUGUAGCCUGGGGUGCUCGUCCAUAAAAUUCACCAUAUCCGGCGAAGCAAUCUUACCCUUAGCACCCAGACUAGAUGGUAUGGCUACUCCAAUAUGAUCUGGACUUUCUAUGGACACCAUGUCCAAGUCAAUGGGUUGAACUGCGCAUGCCGGAUGUCCAUUCCAUUUACGCCGCGAUGAAUUCACCUUCUCAUGAUCUAGCCUCAGGGACCGGUCUGACGCCCUCAACCCAGCAACUUCCAGGAUGCCUGGAGCCUCGACACGGCUGAGUUUGUGCCUUACGAUCAUGAUUGCGUGUGCCAAAGCAGGGUACUGUGGAGCUGUUCCUCCGUAUCCUGCGGAGGACAAAUUUCCCAAUGGGCCAGACUUUAGCGCCCAGAACCGAGAAGUCUAACGUCCCGGUAGCAACAGGACAACAGGAGAUGGGCCCGGAUAGCCCUUGGAGAGCCGUUGGAGAAGGGGACAGGGGAAAACAUACUCAGCAGGCGAAGCGCAGUGUCUGACUGGUCUACAGCAACGGCAAACCGAAUGAGGCUAUGCGGGGAGAUAUUAUCUCCAAAACGAUUCCCAUGCUACAAUAUCGUCCCCGGGGACCGCUGAGAACAUUACAUUGAACUUUCAGGUGAAAGAGAGGGAGAGACACCCCAUGUUCAUUGAUUGUAAGAAGCCAGACAUGGAGAACAAUGCGGCUCAACAACCACUUAAGCUCCCCACGGACUCCGUGUAUGGAUUUGUGGGGAUUGGAGUCAUGGGAUAUGGAAUGGCAAUGAACCUCCGCGCGAAAAUCCCCCAGACAGCCAAGUUUGUGCUGUGUGAGAUCAACGAGGCAAGAAGGGAGCAAUUUCUCCAGGAAUGUAAGGCUUCUGUGGAAGUGGCGCAUUCGCCACGCGAGGUCGCCGAGAAGGCCGUGAGUGAGCUCCUACACCAGGGAGACGGAAUGAGUUGACUCUAAAGGGAAGCCGUGAUCCUCCAGGACAUUAUAAUCACCAUGCUCCCACGAGCACCGCACGUCCAUGACGCCUUUACAAAUCCCGAAACAGGCUUCAUAUCCGGGUUAUCAUCCUCGUUGCCGCCACGUAUAUUCCUUGAAUGCUCAAGCAUUGACGUCGCGACAUCAACGUCCCUCGCCAAAUUGGUCGCCUCUACUGGACUAGGCCUCUUUGUUGAUGCUCCCGUUUCGGGGGGACCCCAGGGUUCCAAUGCGGGCACUUUGACCUUCAUGGUUGGAACGCCCAACGAGCAGAUCUUUGGCGUCGUGAAGCCAAUUUUAGCAACCAUGGGCAAGGAGGAGAAUAUCUACCAGUGUGGAGGACUAGGUGCUGGGCUCGCGACGAAACAGUUGAAUAACUACCUGGGCUAUGUUGGAUAUUUGGGGCUUUGUGAAGUCAUGAACGCCGGUCUGCUCUACGGCCUUGACCCAAAGAUUCUUUCAAAUGUUAUUAACGCUUCGUCCGGCAUGAACUGGAACUCCCUCCACCACAACCCGGUCAAAGGGGUAAACCCGGCCGCAUCUUCCGCGCGAGAUUUCAAGGGAGGCUUCACGACCGAGCUCGCCGGCGGCGUCAUUGAUGAUGCAGUCGCGCUCAUGAACUCCGUUGGCGCCAGCACCGUCCUGGCCGACCCGGUGCAAAAGGUCUUUGUGGAGGCGAGGAAGAACGACAAGUGUAAAGGUAUGGAGGCGAGGAGCGUGUGGAAGCUAUUCGCCGAAGACGGCGGGAGCGAUGUGCGGAAACUGUAGAUUACCGAGCCAUAAACCGGUCCAGUCUCGCUCUUGAUGUUUUGCCUGAGCUUCUGUAGGUACGAGUCUAUAGCCGGCGAUAGGUAGAUGUGAUAUCAACAUGGCUGGCUUCUUUCUC
Messenger RNA from Cladophialophora immunda, 1897 nucleotides. RefSeq lists its product as hypothetical. Gene Ontology annotation, biological process: L-valine catabolic process. The transcript is spliced from 3 exons. NCBI's taxonomy places the organism in Eukaryota, Fungi, Ascomycota, Eurotiomycetes, Chaetothyriales, Herpotrichiellaceae. Gene Ontology annotation, molecular function: NAD binding; 3-hydroxyisobutyrate dehydrogenase activity; NADP binding. The record is from RefSeq and is a predicted model, not a curated record. Bases 1030 to 1779 code for a protein of 249 amino acids. Gene Ontology annotation, cellular component: mitochondrion.